CAGGAAAGAGAGCGAGAGAGAGAGAGAGAGUCUUAUAACAGCCAGUAGGCACUCCUUUAAGCUUCAUCUCCUGCUCCCAAUUUCUCCCACACACAAGGCAUAUCAAGGUCACAAUUGGUUGGAUGUCUUCUCAAUGGCUGAAAUCAAUGGAACACAGCUGGCUGUCCAUUCAGGAAACCGGCCGAUGACUGGCACCAACAGCUCUUGGCAAGAUGAGGCAGUGAGGGGGAUACAAAUAACAGCUACUCUGAUCAUCUUCCUGGUGGGCGUGCCUCUGAAUGGGCUAGUGGUUUGGGUCCUAGGACUGCGUAGUCGUCGCCACCUGCUCCGCAGAGGCAGCAAUGAGGAGACUCGAGCUGCCAGCAGUUUCCGACUUUACGUGAUUAACCUGGCCCUUGCUGACCUUGUGCUACUGCUGCGUACCCCGCUCAUGGUGGGCUUUUUGGCCAACAACAACAGCUGGCCUUUCAAUCGUGGUUUCUGCCAACUGAUCAUAUUCCUGCGAGGCCUGGGGUUAUACGCCUCCGCUUUCCUCCUCUGUGCUGUGGCCAUGGAACGAUGCCUGUGUCUGCUGAGGCCUGUGUGGGCUCGACUGCGUCGCCCUUACUGGGCUGUUCCUCUGGCAUGUGCCAUCUUGUGGGCGAUAGCCACAGUCUUGUCUGCCCCUUACUUCUACAGUGCCAACUUGCGGGAAAUCAACGGGACAUAUCUAUGCGUGGAGAGUUUAAAAUUUGAUAUGGGGCUGUUUGUCGUAGAAACAGUAGCCGGUUUCAUCUUGCCCUUUUUGGUGUUCUUGGGAAGUAACCUGGCGGUUUUAGUCACAGUUCGCCAGACAAUGCCAUCAACACCCACUUCUUCACACCCCUCAACAGCCCGCAGGAUGACCAGGAUGUACCAUAUUAUGUUCAUCACUAUGCUCCUCUUCAUCACCUGCUGGGUGCCCUAUUUUGUUUGUCGGUUCCUGAAGGCUUUGGCCAAGGGACAUUCUGACCGACUUGUGCUGUACGAAAAAGCAAAUUUUGGCACAUACAUAUCUCUGUACCUGGUGUACCUCAAGAGUGCUCUUAACCCCGUGCUGUAUGUGUUCGCUGCCCGAGGCUUAGGCAGUGCCAUCAAAGCUUCGCUUAUUUCCACUAUUGAACGACUUUUCAACGACGACUCCAUGGAGUCCAUACGACGAAAGUCCUUGAAGAACUCACUUAAGAAUUCACAGAUGUAGGCAAGAGGUUGGCAGGGUUUCAAUGUUGAAAUGUUUUUGAUCUUUUUAAAUGUGACCGAGAAUAUUUCAACCUUUAUCUCAUGAGAAAGUUGCUUGGGAGAUAAAAAGGUGAAAGAAAAACCCCCACAUACUAUCUUACUUGCUCUAAUAUAUUCAGUGGCAACAGUCUAUUCUGAAGCUUCAGGAGUCGGUUUUGAUGAUAGUCCAGCACUGAAUUGUUGCAAAUAUAUCCAUUGGACUGUGUUAAAUUUGUUUUAUGUUUUUAAAACGUGUCAAACAUUUGUUUCCAUUUUUGCAAUUUCUUGCUCUGUGAAUUUCAUAUACAGCAGUUUCUAUAUGUGGUGAUGCAAUCUGUGUUUGAUUUGAACUUAAAAGUCAUAGCAGUUUAAUUUUAGGAAAAACUUUUGUAAUUUCCCCCCUGAAACAAAAACAUUUUGCCAGGAGAAAAAUAUUUGUUGGCUUAAAAGGUUUUUUUUUUAAGAGAAGAAUUUAAGGAGCUAGAAACAUUUGUUUGAGCGCAUCAGGGAAUGACAAGUGAAUACCCAGAAUAAAUCAGGCAAACCAAAACAGCCUAGCAGUGACAAUAGAAACAAACUAAUCAAACAUUGAUGCAGCUGUGGUUUCUCUACAGUCAGCCAAGAACAAGAUACGUGGACACAAGUGUCAUCAGUGAAAGUAGAUGACUGUAGAUUCCAAAUAUGCUGAUACUGUUCCGGCACGUUAAAGGCCUGGUCAUAAAAAAAAAAAAAUUCAUGAAUCAUCUCGUCUGUUUAUUAGAGGGCGUGAGGAAACACCAUUAUGAUUAAAAAAAAUAAAAAAACAAGCCAAAGUCAACAACACGGCAUCAUUUCAUUACCACGACUUCCUGACCUGCAAGUGCGUCUCAGUAAGGUACAAUGUGCUAAUGAGAUCAAACUAUCAAUAUCCACAGUGGCUCAAAUGCAUGCCUUUGUUUAACUCGUGAGAUGUCCCCACUUCAACAUGUAUUGACUUACAGAUCUGGUACUAGAUGUGCUCAUAAAUCUUUUGAAUGUAAGUGUGCCUGGAGGCUCUCAGAGGACUGAAGCAGCAACAUGCUGAACAGGAAAUAUGUUGCAAGAUCAUUAUAUAGUACUGGAUGUGUGAUAAGCUAGCUUUAAUAUUGUUUGUUGUUCAUAAUAGCAAACCCCAUUCUGUCAUUGUUGACCUAAGGAAUGUAACUGUAACCAAUUGUUGCACAUUAAAACUUAUUUUCUGUAUUAAAAAGUACAAUAAAUAAUAAGAACCAUU
Molecule: messenger RNA, 2488 nt
Organism: Labrus bergylta (ballan wrasse)
Lineage: Eukaryota; Metazoa; Chordata; Actinopteri; Labriformes; Labridae
Product: prostaglandin D2 receptor 2
Biological process (GO): positive regulation of cytosolic calcium ion concentration; inflammatory response; complement receptor mediated signaling pathway
Cellular component (GO): plasma membrane
Molecular function (GO): G protein-coupled receptor activity; complement component C5a receptor activity
Source: RefSeq, a predicted model, not a curated record